AUGGUGCAUAUCAAAUUUUCUCAAUUAAGAGAUACAGGGAUUUAUGAAUGUCAAGUGUCGACUACACCACCAGUUGGGUAUACUAUGAUAUUUUCUGUUGUAGAACCAAUCACUACCAUUCCUGGAGGUCCAGAGCUUUUUAUUGAUUUGGGAUCAACAGUUAACUUAACCUGCAUAGUAAAGCAUCUCCCCGAUCCACCAUUAACAGUGCACUGGACACAUAACAAUCAGGAAAUUAACUAUGAUUCACCGCGUGGAGGAGUUUCGGUGAUAACCGAAAAAGGAGAUAUAACCACAUCGUAUUUGCUAAUACAACGAGCCCAAAUAUCAGAUUCUGGAAUAUAUUCCUGUUCCCCGUCAAAUGCGAAUUCUAAGUCUGUUGCCGUUCACAUUUUAAAUGGAGAUCAUACUGCCGCUGUUCAAAAAGCGCCAACGUUAGCGGGUUUUACAUUUCAUAUGUUAAUUUUAGCUGUUACUUUUAAACAUAUACUCAUUUAAUAAUGUUACAACUAAAAUAUAUUUUAAAAAUAUCGAUCAAA
Molecule: messenger RNA, 539 nt
Organism: Drosophila willistoni
Lineage: Eukaryota; Metazoa; Arthropoda; Insecta; Diptera; Drosophilidae
Gene: dpr21
Product: hemicentin-2
Exons: 5
Coding region: 1-498 (165 amino acids)
Biological process (GO): synapse organization
Cellular component (GO): neuron projection membrane
Source: RefSeq, a predicted model, not a curated record